GAAAUGUCGAUAAUAAAGAAAGUUUAAGUAUUUUUUUGCAAAAUAAACUAAAGAAAAGAUUAUAAUUAUUAGUAGAGUUGCAACAAGAUCUAUAAAAUAUUAGUUGCAAUAAAAUUGUUAAAUUCCGAUAAAAAAUAAAUCAAAGAGAGAGCAAAAAAAAAACUGAAAGUAUGAGUAACAACAACAAUACGCGUAAUAUUUACAAUACAACAGCAGGAAGAACAAGUAGUAGCAGCGGUGGCCAUGGCGCUGGUGACAAUGAUGAAAUGGAAGUGCUUCUUAGUCAAUCCAAUGCAUCUCAACAUGCAAUGGGAAACAAUCAGACAGCAAUAAAUAUUGAAAGUGAUAUGACACCAGGAACCAGUCAGCAACAUCUGCAAAGGCAACAACUAUUACAGCAAAUGCGAAGAGAUGCCGUCGAUACGACAAGAAUUAACAUGGAUUUGAAUGUUGCCAAUGUACAAAAUGCUAACGGUGCUGAAAAUGCAAAUAUUGAUGAAAGGCAAAGAAUGCCCAAUUUAUUUGCAAUGUUGCGCGAAGCUAGACACCAACUAAACCGCUCACAAUCUCUACGAGAUGCUCAUCCUGCUGUAGCGACAGCAAAUGGCGAAUACACUUCUGCCAACGCACAUCCACGUACUUGGCGUGAAAAUUUAUAUGAUGUUUUGUCAUCGCCUGUAUCGCCGCGAACUGAUGUUUUACGUGCUAUCUUUGCACCCGUUUCCACAGCUAGUGUUCGUUACGACACAUUGCCUACAAAUGAUGCACUACCAGACGAACAGUUCCAUUUCUUGAUCAAUCGUCAAAAUGAAGCCGAUGUGCAGCCCCCUUUCAGAAGUCAUAAUAGUAGCGGUUUAGAAACACAGUCCUCUUCCUCCUCGUCUGCUUUAAGGUUAUCAAGGCAAAAUUCACGUUUGACAGACGACAGAAGUUUAAAUGAAAAUUCCUCUUCUGCUCCCCAAACACCGGCCAUCGAUAUACCCAUAGAUAGUAAUAGUGCUGGUGCUGGUGGUGGCAGCAGAAGACAAAGUAAUGCAGCUGCCUCUGCCACAAAUGCUGGACGUCUACCACAAAGACAAACGUCGGCUACUGGUAGUACAACUGCUCCUACCAUCGAUAUGAUAGACGAUGCAGACACAAAUGCUGUAGGAGAAAUAAUUGUCAAACUCGUUACUCAUUUUGUUCGCUACCUACCUUUCAUCUUUAUCAUAUUCGUUAAGUUUAUACACGAUCACCUUCUGGGCAUCCUUGAUAUUUUGAUACUACACGGUGUAGUGUAUCAAUUAAACAAAUCUUUAAAAGAUCAAAUCGCAAAACUUAAUCAAAAAUCUUAUGCAGUUCUAGUACGUGACAUGGCUUUAGUUGUUUGUGUUGUAUCGUAUCGUUUUAUUUUGUCUACCUCUAACCCUGAUCCCUUUGGUCUUCUCAUAAAUCCUCCUGGAGCAACUAUAACAUUAGAUUUGUUCUCAGCGCAAAAGACGGGAUCUUCAAAUGUAGUAUCUGCGGAUGAGCUAAUAAAUCAAUUCACGAAUUCUAAAAAUCAAAUAGAUGAAGUGCCUUCUUCCCCCACCACAAACCCUUUGAAUAGUACAAUUUCUGUUACUAAAACUAUAUCAUUAGGAGCUCUACUUUAUUACGUUGCUGUAAAUGAUUUAAUAUUAAAAUUGUUGACGCAAUUGAUUAAGGUAAUCGUGACUAUGUUGCCAACUAAAGCUGUACGCCACAAAUCUCGGGCUCGUUUAUAUGCUCUAAUUGAAUACAUUUCUCAGUUCUAUCGAGCAUUAGUUCCCAUGAGACAAUGGCUAACAUUUUUAUUUGAAUCAUACACAGGCUUAGAAGUGAUCUCUGGCAUACUAUUUUCGGCAUUUUAUAUGGGUGCCAAAGGAUUUGAGUUUGUUGAACGUGGUAAACCAUUAAAGAAAGCAUUGAUUAACUUUGUGCGUAAUAUGGACUAUGAUCGUAAGCCGACCAAAGAUGAAUUAGAAGCUGCAGGCACUGUUUGUCCUAUCUGUCACGACUCGUAUACAACGCCAGUGGUGCUAGAAUGUGGUCAUAUCUUUUGUGAUGAGUGUGUUAACACUUGGUUUAAACGUGAACAAACGUGUCCAAUGUGUCGUGCAAAAGUUAGUGAAGAUCCUACAUGGCAAGAUGGUGCCACUACAUAUUUCUAUCAAUUAUGCUAAGUUUAAAGAAUUUGCCGUCAAACUGUUUUAUUAACCAUUCAUUAGGUUUAUUAUGUAUUGUAUUAUUUUUUUUUAUUUUAAUUAAUUCGAAAUUCUAUUGGAUUUUAUUAUUUUGUUUAGGCCUAAAUUAUUUAAAAAUUAAGAAGCAUUCCUUAACUUUGCUAUGUACAUACAUACACUUAAAUACAUAUUAUUUAGUUAAUAUAAUCAAUUAUAAAAUAACGAUAAAUUUCGAAAAUUAAUUCGGAAAUUACAAUUUUUAAUGGCGAGAAACCCAAAUAUAUAUAA
Calliphora vicina (urban bluebottle blowfly) is the source of this 2471-nucleotide messenger RNA. RefSeq names its product E3 ubiquitin-protein ligase RNFT1. The record is from RefSeq and is a predicted model, not a curated record. Lineage: Eukaryota; Metazoa; Arthropoda; Insecta; Diptera; Calliphoridae. Gene Ontology annotation, biological process: positive regulation of ERAD pathway. Bases 171 to 2183 code for a protein of 670 amino acids. The transcript has 4 exons. Gene Ontology annotation, molecular function: ubiquitin protein ligase activity.